GAAAGAGGCAAUCACGAUACCGGAGGGGGAAAUGUGAAAGAUCUAAAAGGUCAGAAUAUGUGUUCACUUGCAAACAGCAGGUCAGGUUAAACAAGUGUAGACAUUCCUUCGCAAUACACGUUGAUUCUUUCACAUUCUGGCAGUACAGCUCUUCGUUAGGAACUGGAGGGGUGGUCAGUGAACACCAGGUUGAAUUGCGUUGCCUAACACGCCAACAAACCAGCGCACUUGCAACAGGAACAGACAAAACCCCGAGACCUCAGCGCUGUUCCCUCAUCUACAAGAUGCGCCUUUAUUUGUUGGCGGUGUUUUUCUCUUGCUCCUGUGCACGGGGCGGUUGUGAGCCGAAGAUAGUAAAUAUCGGUGCUGUCCUGAGUCAGAAGAGGUACGAGCAGGUGUUCAAGGACGCGGUCUCCCAAGCCAACCAGCUCUACGGAAAAGAUAAGUUCAAGAUGAACGCCAUCUCCGUCACCCACAAACCCAACGCAAUUCAGAUGGCACUUUCCGUCUGUGAAGACCUCAUCUCCAACCAGGUGUAUGCGAUCCUUGUAAGCCAUCCACCACAGUCCAACGACCACCUGACCCCCACACCUGUGUCCUACACUGCCGGCUUCUACCGCAUCCCAGUGGUGGGACUCACAACUCGCAUGUCCAUUUAUUCCGACAAGAGCAUCCACCUCUCCUUCCUGCGCACGGUGCCUCCCUACUCCCACCAAGCCAACGUGUGGUUCGACCUGAUGCGUGAGUUCCGCUGGAGCCACAUCAUCCUGAUCGUGAGCGAUGACCACGAGGGCCGCGCCGCCCAGAAGAGGCUGGAGACGCUGCUGGAAGAGAGGGAAACCAAGAAUAAAAACAGGAACUAUGAAAACCUCGACCAACUGUCCUAUGACAACAAGCGAGGACCCAAGGCAGAGAAAGUCCUACUCUUCAGCCAAGACACAAACAUCACUGCAAUGCUGAAGGAGGCCAAGGAGCUGGAGGCCAGGGUCUUCAUCCUCUCCGCCAGUGAGGAAGACGCGGCAGCUGUGUACAAAGCUGCGCGACAGCUUAACAUGACUGGCUCUGGCUAUGUCUGGAUGGUGGGAGAGCGAGAGAUGUCCGGAAAGGCCCUGAGUGAAGCGCCAGAUGGUCUGAUUGGCCUCCAGUUGAUCAAUGGCAAGAAUGAGUCGGCACAUAUAAAUGAUGCUGUGGCCGUGGUAGCACAAUCCAUCCAGGAGCUCUUUGAGAAGGAGAACAUCACAGAGCCGCCGCGAGGCUGCGUGGGCAACACCAACAUCUGGAAGACCGGGCCACUCUUCAAACGGGUGCUGAUGUCUUCUAAGUUUCCAGAGGGUUUGACAGGACGUGUGGAGUUUAAUGAUGAUGGGGACAGGAAAUUUGCACACUACAAUAUUCUGAACUAUCAGAAGAGCAGGCUCAUCCAAGUGGGCGUUUUCAAUGGCACCCAGGUUGUGUUAAACAAUCAGAAGAAAAUCAUCUGGCCUGGGGGAGAGACAGAGAAACCUAGAGGUUAUCAAAUGUCCACUCGACUUAAGAUAGUCACCAUUCACCAGGAACCUUUUGUGUAUGUUAAACCCACCCUGCACGAUGGGACCUGCAGGGAGGAAUACACUGUCAAUGGUGUCUUGAUAAAGAAGGUCAUCUGUACUGGACCCAAUGAAACUAUUCCAGGACGCCCAAUUGUGCCGCAGUGUUGCUAUGGUUUCUGCAUUGACCUACUAAUCAAGCUGGCUAUGACCUUGAACUUCACAUAUGAGGUGCAUUUGGUGGCUGAUGGUAAAUUUGGGACACAAGAACGGGUAAAUAACAGCAACAAGAAGGAGUGGAACGGCAUGAUGGGAGAGCUUCUUGGGGGCCAAGCCGACAUGAUUGUGGCUCCGCUUACGAUAAACAAUGAGCGUGCCCAGUACAUAGAGUUCUCCAAACCAUUCAAGUACCAAGGACUCACAAUUCUGGUCAAGAAGGAAAUCCCCCGCAGCACCCUGGACUCAUUCAUGCAGCCUUUCCAGAGCACUCUGUGGCUUCUGGUGGGCCUUUCGGUGCAUGUCGUGGCAGUCAUGCUCUACCUACUUGAUCGCUUCAGUCCGUUUGGAAGGUUCAAAGUCAACAGUGAGGAGGAGGAAGAAGAUGCCCUCACCUUAUCUUCAGCAAUGUGGUUCUCCUGGGGAGUAUUGCUGAACUCUGGAAUUGGGGAGGGCGCACCACGCAGCUUCUCAGCCCGGAUCCUGGGCAUGGUUUGGGCCGGCUUUGCCAUGAUCAUCGUGGCAUCCUACACUGCCAACCUGGCUGCUUUCCUGGUGUUGGACCGGCCUGAAGAGCGCAUCACGGGCAUCAAUGACCCAAGGCUGCGGAACCCGUCCGACAAGUUCAUCUACGCCACGGUGAAGCAGAGCUCAGUGGACAUCUACUUCAGGAGGCAGGUGGAGCUGAGCACCAUGUACCGGCACAUGGAGAAGCACAACUACGAGAGUGCGGCCGAGGCCAUCCAGGCCGUGCGGGACAACAAGCUCCACGCUUUCAUCUGGGACUCCGCCGUGCUGGAGUUUGAAGCCUCGCAGAAGUGUGACCUGGUGACCACAGGAGAGCUGUUCUUCCGCUCUGGCUUUGGCAUCGGCAUGCGGAAGGACAGCCCGUGGAAGCAGAACGUGUCUCUGGCCAUCCUCAGCUCUCAUGAAAAUGGCUUCAUGGAGGACCUUGACAAAACCUGGGUGAGAUACCAGGAGUGCGACUCCAGGAGCAACGCCCCAGCUACCCUCACAUUUGAGAACAUGGCGGGCGUCUUCAUGCUGGUGGCUGGGGGUAUCGUGGCUGGUAUCUUCCUCAUCUUCAUCGAAAUCGCCUACAAACGCCACAAAGACGCCCGGCGGAAACAGAUGCAGCUGGCCUUCGCGGCGGUCAACGUCUGGAGGAAGAACCUGCAGCCCUACCCCACAGACAUCACGGGCCAACUGAACCUCUCUGACCCGUCGGUCAGUACAGUGGUGUGAGAGGGGACCAGGAGGAGCCCAACGCGCCCCCCUUCCCCACAAUGCCCAAGCGCUGCUGAGCCAUCUGAACCCCUGAAAUGACCACGCAUCACCACGCCUGGGUCAGUCCAGAGUAGGGGUCCGUCUGGGCUGGGUGCACGAAGCGGCAAGCCAGAGCACUGGUGCCACACCCACUGCCUCACCCAGACUGAAGCCCAACCCAGGAGAGCAACAGCCCAUAUACAUUCACUUCAACCUACUCCAGAUGUUAUAAUUGUGUGUACAUUAAGUGUUAAACAUGUAUAUGAUAUUUCUUUGUACAAAAUGGAUAAAGUUUGAUUAGAUCAAAUGAAUGAAGUACUCAUUUUGAGAAAGGACUGCUCAUGUCAGUAUAGCUACGUAAUUUAUUUGGAAAUCUCUGUUAUAUCUAUCAUUUAAUUUAUAUUUCUUACUACCUCCAUAUUUAAAUACAUUUUAUUUUAGAUAUUUAACCUAUUUGAUACACUACAGAAGUAAUAUAUUUUGAGUGUGUCCCAUUUGCUAAUUUGAAAAGGUUUAGUAAUGAGAUUUGUGCAAUAUGUAUGAUAUCUCAAGUUAUAACGUUAAAAGCAGUGUGGAACAGAGUAAAUCCAUAGCUAUUAACUAUAUGAGCUCUGUUGAUACAGUAGCCUCCUCUUACCUAAUUUUAGGGCAUUUUUAUAUCAUUUCCCUUUAUUCGGCUGCUUAGUGCUAUUUAGUGCCAUUUUAACAAAAUUAUUGCGUUUUGAAUUUAAUUGCAAUAAUUAUUGUUCUCAUUCCAUAUCCAAUGGGUUUUUUUAUGUACGUUUGGCACAUAAUAUUUACAUAGGAUCUCUGGAUGCAUAAGUUUGUUUCCAAAGGGGGUUUUACUAUAUAAUAUUUUAUAUACAUAUGCGUUACCUACUGCUGUUUUAUUUUAGUACUUGGCUGUUGUAUUAAUCCAAUUUUCUAUAUGUUAUUUCUCAUCUAUAUUGUUUUUCUGCAUAAUGAAAACUUCCUUAUAUCCUUAUAACUUAUUCCUUAUAUCUAGCCCCCAUAAAAGUACCACAGUUUUCCUUUAAUUAGUGAUUGUUUGCCGCUCGCAUCAACCACAAAGCGCGAGAAAGUCGUAGUCGAAGUAGUUAUGAAGGGCAACAAGUGAGUUUGUUGUCCAGUAUUUGUACUGUGCUGUAAUGUACAAAAAUUAGCUGGAUGAAAAACAGGCAAUUUACUAAGCUGUGAAUCUAAGAAACUAUUUCACUGCCUAAUACAUCUUGUCCACAGACCUGAUGCCGCAUCUUGACAGAGACAAGGUCCACUGUAAAAUGCUUUCGUUUCGUCUAGAUAUUAUGAAGGCUUUGCUAAUUCUUGUGACAAUAAAUACAUUGAUAUGAA
Messenger RNA from Brienomyrus brachyistius, 4358 nucleotides. It is a transcript of the gene grin1b, whose product is annotated as glutamate receptor, ionotropic, N-methyl D-aspartate 1b. NCBI's taxonomy places the organism in Eukaryota, Metazoa, Chordata, Actinopteri, Osteoglossiformes, Mormyridae. Gene Ontology annotation, molecular function: NMDA glutamate receptor activity. Gene Ontology annotation, biological process: ionotropic glutamate receptor signaling pathway; chemical synaptic transmission; regulation of membrane potential. Gene Ontology annotation, cellular component: plasma membrane; NMDA selective glutamate receptor complex; synapse. The record is from RefSeq and is a predicted model, not a curated record. The coding region runs from base 285 to 2987 and encodes 900 amino acids. The transcript has 20 exons.